GAGAGAAAGAGAGAGAGAAACGGCUAGAGAGAGAUACGGCUAGAGAGAGAUACGACAACGAUGAUGAAGGAGGACACAAACGGGGGCAACUCCAGCAAGAACUGGGCGCGCGUGUGUGACACGUGCCGUUCCGCGGCGUGCGCGGUGUACUGCCGUGCCGACUCGGCGUACCUUUGCGCGGGGUGCGACGCGCGGGUGCACGCGGCGAACCGCGUGGCGUCGCGGCACGAGCGCGUGUUCGUCUGCGAGGCGUGCGAGCGUGCGCCGGCGGCGUUCAUCUGCAAGGCUGAUGCGGCGUCUCUCUGCGCCUCCUGCGACGCCGACAUCCACUCCGCCAACCCCCUCGCCCGCCGCCACCACCGCGUGCCCGUCCUCCCCAUCUCCGGCUGCGUUUACGGCCCCUCGGCCGCCGCCGCCGCCGCGGGAGAGGACGACGUCUUCGACGACGACAACGACGAGGACGAGACAGCGUCAUGGCUGCUGCUCAACCCCAUCAAGGCUGGAAUCAACAAUCAUCAGGGGAUUAAUACUAACAACAACAACAACAACAACAACAACGGAUCAUUUUUGUUUGGUGCGGAGGUUGAUGAGUAUUUGGAUCUUGUGGAGUACAAUUCAAGCACUACAACUGGUACUGAUCAGUUUGGGGAUCAUCAUGAGUUGAUGAAUAAUCAGCAGAUGAGUAGUUAUGGUGAUCCCCAGAAGACUUAUGGAGGUGGUGGAGACAGUGUUGUGCCAGUUCAGUGUGGGGAUGGGAAAGGGCAGAUCAUGAUGCCGCAUAUCAGCCAUGGAUUUCAGCUGGGUUUGGAGUUUGACUCACCAAAAAGCACUUACAGUAAUUACAAUGGUUCCAUUAGUCACAGUGUCUCCAUCUCAUCAAUGGAUGUCAGUGUAGUUCCGGACUCAACAAUGAGCGACAUCUCGAUUUCCCACCCGCGACCUCCUAAAGGGACGAUCGAUCUUUUCUCCGGACCAGCAGUUCAGAUGCCGGCACAGCUUACCCCGAUGGACAGGGAGGCUAGGGUUCUAAGGUACAGAGAGAAGAAGAAGACGAGGAAGUUUGAGAAGACAAUCAGGUACGCCUCAAGGAAGGCCUAUGCAGAGACCAGACCAAGGAUCAAGGGUCGGUUCGCGAAAAGAACCGACGUUGAAGUUGAAGUGGACCAAAUGUUCUCCACAACACUAAUGGUAGACACUGGAUAUGGCAUUGUCCCAUCUUUCUAAAACCAGUUUGGAGCAAAAGAAGAGAAGAGUGAUCUACUAGCUAUUUUUUCAGUAUAAUUGCUAAAGUCCUUACUAAUGAUACUGUCUUUUGCCGAUGUGUGUUUGGUAGAUGGAUCCAGAAUCAUGAUUUUGGAUCCUGGUUCAGAAUCAGUGUUUGUUU
Molecule: messenger RNA, 1384 nt
Organism: Morus notabilis
Lineage: Eukaryota; Viridiplantae; Streptophyta; Magnoliopsida; Rosales; Moraceae
Product: zinc finger protein CONSTANS-LIKE 2
Exons: 2
Coding region: 61-1224 (387 amino acids)
Biological process (GO): regulation of flower development
Cellular component (GO): nucleus
Molecular function (GO): zinc ion binding; protein binding
Source: RefSeq, a predicted model, not a curated record